This is a messenger RNA of Pseudozyma hubeiensis SY62, 1125 nucleotides long. RefSeq names its product multidrug transporter. The coding region runs from base 1 to 1125 and encodes 374 amino acids. NCBI's taxonomy places the organism in Eukaryota, Fungi, Basidiomycota, Ustilaginomycetes, Ustilaginales, Ustilaginaceae. Gene Ontology annotation, biological process: xenobiotic detoxification by transmembrane export across the plasma membrane. The transcript has a single exon. The record is from RefSeq and is a predicted model, not a curated record. Gene Ontology annotation, molecular function: fluconazole transmembrane transporter activity.
AUGUCUCUUGCCAAUAACGGCGGUGCUCCCAGCACGUCCUUGACCGAUGACAGGCUCUCCUCCAGGGCGACGACUUACUAUCGAUGGUUUGACAACAGAUACUGCCCGGCCUCUCGUCCCGAGCAAGUCGCUAACCCGAACCUUCUCGGUGUCACAGCCGUUUCCGCACCAGGACUCCAACCGGUCGCAACGGAUGCAUCUUCUACCGAUAUAAGCUGGGCCUCUGCAUCGACUCCACCCAUCGUCUCUGUCAGCGUAACAGAGUUGCAGCGAGACCCGGGUACGAGAGAACGCUUCCUCAGUGUCGCUGAAAGGCAAAUCGGUGUUUUUGAUGCCGCCCAACGUAGAGCCGGGACUGGCGACAAUCCUAGCACCGUUGUCAACAUAGCGACGCCUGCCAAGCCUGACUCGGACCCUGCCGAUUCCACCACUUGGUCACCUCGUCGCAAGUGGCUUCUCACCUGUCUCGUCGGCGUCACCAUGUUCAACGGCUCUUUUGCGUCCACUGCACCCAACGGGGCUAGCAUCCACAUUGUUCAUCAAUUCGGACUCUCCAACGAGGAGCUCGCCUUUGUUGCUUCUUCCUUUGUAGGAGGCUGUGUUGCUGGUCCCAUCAUCUGGAGCCCCAUGUCCGAGGUGUAUGGCCGACGACCUGUCUUUCUGAUUUCGAAUCUCCUCUACUCGCUCACCAACAUCGGAUGUGCGCUUGCCCCCAACAAAGCCGUCUUGUUCAACUCUCGCUUCCUCGCCGGCGUCUUUUCAUCUUCCGCCUUCUCAAACGCUGCCGCUGUAACCACCGACCUGUUUGCGCCGCCUCACCGCGCGUUUCCGAUGGUUGUCGUAUCGCUUUCUCCCCUCUUGGGUCCUUGCUUUGGUCCUCUUUUUGGCUCCGUGGUCAGCCUCGACCUUCGCUGGCCCUGGGUGUUUUGGUUCAUGGGCGCCUUGGGCUUGGUGUUGCAGGUCGCGCUCCUUUUUUUGCCAGAGACGUACGCGCCCAUCCUCAUCGUUCGGGCAAAGCCACGCCAGAUCAUCGCCACGCCCGUCAGGACACGACGACAGAGAAUCGUGACCUUGCUCGUAGUCAAUCUUGCACGACCUGUGAGCAUCUACACCCGAUACUCUUGA